Fibroporia radiculosa is the source of this 327-nucleotide messenger RNA. RefSeq lists its product as uncharacterized. The transcript has 2 exons. The record is from RefSeq and is a predicted model, not a curated record. Bases 1 to 327 code for a protein of 108 amino acids. NCBI's taxonomy places the organism in Eukaryota, Fungi, Basidiomycota, Agaricomycetes, Polyporales, Fibroporiaceae.
AUGGUUCUGACUCAGGAGUAUACGACACCGGAGAGUCCCCUGCCGCUUCGAGAAUAUCUUCGCCAGAUAGUCCUUCAAGCAAUUACCUACCGCUCCUGGAAAAACCCUUUCGCUACGCAAAAUCACGCACCUGAUGCAUGGCCAGUCCGUCACUGUGGACCCGAGAAUGGUUGCAUCAAUGAAGAGGACCUGAAGAAGCUGUACGACGGCCCGCUGUUUUAUGAGAUUAGGGAGAAGCGGAAUGCCGAGGAUGGAUGGAGAGAGAGCUGGGGACUCGGAGGUGAUGGACUUGUGGGAGACGUCAAGGUCUUGCCAUUUAGUUUCUGA